This is a messenger RNA of Schistosoma margrebowiei, 405 nucleotides long. The record is from the annotation of a GenBank genome assembly. Lineage: Eukaryota; Metazoa; Platyhelminthes; Trematoda; Strigeidida; Schistosomatidae.
AUGAUCUUCGUUACAUUGAUUCUCAUCAUAUCUGUUCAAUCAUUUGACUGUACAUUGGCAUCACGUAAGUUAUUCAAUUUUAGAUUAGUUGUUUUACUUUAUUUAUCCACAGGAGCUCAAACAUUCUACUGUUAUCUCGCAUGCAGUCAUAAUGCCACUACACAAGGAGAUUUCGACAAAUGUAUAAAAAAGUGUAACGAUGGUAGUGGUCUUGGUGAGGAAUCGUGUAUGAAUAACUGUGGGACUGUCACCAACCACGAGGAAGUUUGUGAAACCGUUUGCGGUGGAAAUAAUGGAGGCCUAUUUCCACUUUGUUUAUAUAAUUGCGAUCAACAACAUCCGAAUGGAUAUGAAGGGGGCUUUGACGACUGUAAAACAAAGUGUUACGGAAUGAACGAACGGUGA